Messenger RNA from Jatropha curcas, 8266 nucleotides. RefSeq names its product transducin family protein / WD-40 repeat family protein. Gene Ontology annotation, cellular component: RAVE complex. Gene Ontology annotation, biological process: vacuolar acidification. The record is from RefSeq and is a predicted model, not a curated record. Lineage: Eukaryota; Viridiplantae; Streptophyta; Magnoliopsida; Malpighiales; Euphorbiaceae. Gene Ontology annotation, molecular function: protein binding.
UAUAUGCAUAUAUCCUCUAUGCUGUUUACAUUGGCGCUCACAGCCAAAGCAAAAUGCCCGAAACGAGCUAUUCUAGCCAAAACUCGACCUCCACUACUGACCCUACUGAUCAUCUUCCUCUCUCUAUCUUUAGAUCCGACAUCAUCCCACCCGCACCAACUUCAUCCCAAUCCACCAUAGACUGGCUACCAGACUUUGCCGGUUACGCAUGGAUCGGAUAUGGAGCCUCCUCUCUCUUAGUGAUUUCGCACUUGCCAUCCUCCCUCUCUUCCGACGAAUUUCUCAGUGGCCCCAUUCUCCGCCAAGUUUUCGAGCUUUCUGGCAAUCAUUCAUCCCACGUCACUGCCGUUUCAUGGUCCCCAGUAACGCCGUCGAUAGGAGAGCUCGCUGCUGCGUCAGGCAACUGCAUAUAUGUGUUCUCACAUGAUUCCGCUAGCUUCAAAGGUUCUUUUGUUUGGAGCCAGAAUGCAGUGCUUUUACAAUCGACAAAGGUGGAAGCAGUCAAAUGGACUGGCUCUGGGGACGGGAUAAUUGCUGGUGGAAUUGAUGUGAUUUUGUGGAGAAGGAAAGACAAGUCAUGGGAAAUAGCUUGGAAAUUUAAAAGAGAUGAGCCUCAAAAUCUGGUUUCUGCAACCUGGUCAAUUAAGGGACAUGUGGCAACUGCUGCUUAUCCGAGUAAAUUGGAUAUUAAAGGAUCUAGCAAUAUGAGUAAGUGCGUGUUUGUGUCUUAUUGUGAUAGCAUAUCUGAAUAUGCAAAAUUUGAGCUGCGCCAUCCACAGCCUGUCUCAAUGAUUCAAUGGAGGCCAUCAACAGGAAGACAAUCACAGGGAGAUGCAAAUUAUCCGCCAAGACACAUUCUACUAACUUGCUGCCUUGAUGGAACUGCUAGGCUAUGGACAGAGGUAGAUAAUGGAAAGGUUAGAAAGUUAGCCAAGGACAAUAGUGAUCGCAAAGCAACAAGGAGGUCUUUUUGUGUUGCUGCUGUAAUUGAGAUAAAUCAGGUGUUGAAAGGAAGUUUGGGCAUGGAUAUAUUUUUGAACUGGGCGGCAGAAAGUAGUGGUAUAUAUAGAACUGGAGAGGGAACUAAGCAGUUCUUAUCCCCUGAAACAUAUGGUCAUAAUAGAGUUGGCAAAUGCGAGUGGUUAAUUGGCUUUGGUCCAGGAACAACAAUUACUUUCUGGGCCAUUCACUGUCUUGAUGACAUCUCGCCCAUGAGGUUCCCUCGUGUUACACUAUGUAAGAGAAAAGAAUUGCAGGACCUUGAAGGGGGGCAUCUUCAUGGAUCUGCAUUUUCAAACUUUAAAGAUUCAUUACUUCUUAGUAAGGUUGUUAUCUCGAGGAAUUGCUCGUCUGGCCCUCCUGAUAUAUGCUCUUUGGUUCAUUUAUUACCUUCUAAUUCCUUUAUCUGGUCUCUGUUACAUACUGAAAGAUCUGGUAAUAUUGAGACCACAUCCUUGAACAAUUUAGAAAUAUGCAAGUACUUUUCACGUUCUGCUAAUGGAGUUUUAGAUGGACGACAUGCUGGAAAAAUCUUACAAGUUGCUGUACAUCCUUGUAUUUAUGAACUUGGAUUGGCUGCUUCUUUGGAUUCUAACGGAUUGCUUCUAUUUUGGUCUGUUUCAAAUGUUUCAAACCAUAAUUUUGGCCUUUCAACGUUGGUUCCAACAUGGAAGCUUUGUGGAAGCUUUCAAACUAAUUAUUCGUGUUCUAAGUAUACAAGCCUGAAGUGGGCACCUUCUACGUUAGAUGAAGACUAUAUACUUCUUAUGGGACAUGCCAGAGGAAUAGAUUGCUUUGUAGUUAAGGUUCCUCAAAUUGGAGGAGGAGGAGACAUAAUAUGCCACUUUAUCUCCACCAUACCUCUAAUUAGAGAUGGUACUUAUGAGGAUGGUCCCCCUAAUAUCUUUGUGAUACCUCUUCCUUCUACCUGUAACAAGACAUUCAAGUACAAUAAAUUUAUGCUUUUGGGGGUGUGGAUGGAGCACUUUCAGGCUCUUUCAUGGGAAGUAACUUUACACUCCUAUGAUUUACCGGAAGCUUCCUGUGACUGUAAUUUUGAUGAUCAAAAUAGUACUAUGCUCUGGAAAUGGAAAUUUGAAAGUUCUUUUGCUGAUAAAAGAUAUUGUCUUGGUGUCAACCCUUGCUCGUCUCAAUUGCCAGAUACUUACUCUGAUGAGCAGAUUACUAGUUUUUCUGUGGUAGGUCCAGGUAAUUCGAUUCCUAUGCAUGGAAGUCUAGGUGGCACUAACAUUUGCUGUAGUGUUCCAGCCUAUGUUAUGGCUACAGGCUGCUCUGAUGGUAGCCUGAAACUGUGGAGAAGUAACUCUUCUAAAAUGUCUACUCCUUAUAUACUGUGGGAACUUGUAGGCAAAUUAGUUGCUCAUCAAGGCACUGUUCGUGCUCUGUGUUUGACUGAUUGUGGUCGGAAGAUUGCUACCAUCUCUGCAGGGAGUGAUGGCACUAGCAAGCUUCACGUAUGGGACAGUGUACACCUUAUAGGAGCUGGAAGUUUUGUGUUAGAGGAUAUAUUAUGUAUUGACAGAGAAGUUGUUUCUUUAAAUUGGCUGGCUUUAGGCAAUGGUCAGUUACUUCUUGGGGUUUGCACGCAGAAUAUGUUGCAGGUAUAUGCUCAGAAGCAUUCUGGUGGUCAGACAUUCUCGAACAUUGGAGAAUCUUUGAACCUGCAAAAUUGGUUAUGCAUUGCAGUUUUUCAUACUUCCCCUGCUAUUCGGUACUUCCUUUGGGGCCCCCAGGCUGCAGCCAUCAUUGUUCAUGAUAAUUACUUUAGUCUACUUAGUCAAUGGUUGUUUCUUGUAGAUAAUAGAGAACGAAAAGAUAAAGACAUUCUUUCUUCAAUAUUCACUGAUUUUGCUGCUGACGUUAGUGAUCUUGGAGAACCAUCAGUUCCUGUGAAGACUAAUGGAAAAAAGGAUUGCCUAUCUAGCAAUGUUUUUGAGGCCAAGUCUCAAUUAAAACAUGGUUUGUGUAACGUGGUUGGUUUUUGGAGCCUGGUUGAAGUAGCAGAGAAGUUGAAGGGAAUGAUACCUGUUUACCAUCCUGAGGCGCUACUUAUGAAUAUGUACUCAGGCAAUUGGAAACGUGCUUAUGCAUCUGUGAGGCAUCUUGUUCAAUGUCUUCAUUCUGGUUAUUAUUCUGAGAAAAGGUGCUGCUCUGGAAAGAAUAGUCAUGUUGCUCCACAGAUUCUUUUGUCAAAUUAUUUUGAAGGAGUUCUCUUUAAAGAUUCAAUGGAUAAGAGAUUUCAGUGGGGUGCUGAUGCAAGAUUACCAGCCUCAUCUUCGCAGUUUUCUCUGUAUGACGCCAAGUCUGAUGCUUCCAGUGAUGUAUUUAUUUCAUCUACAACGAUAUCUGAACUUCGUGGUUUUCUAGAGCCUCUUGAGAAAAUGUAUGAUUUGGCAGCUGUAUCCAAUGCUGAGAAGUUGCAAAUUCUUGCAAUUGUAGACCUUCUUGCUGAAAUUCAGCAAUCUGCUUCUGCCUAUGGAAAUCUCGAUGAACCUGGGCGAAGGUUUUGGGUUGCAUUAAGGUUUCAGCAGCUACAUUUUUCUAGAAGCUUUGGCAAAUUAUCAUCUGUAGAAGAAUUGAUUGUUGACACUAGUCUAAUGUGCUGGGCCUUCCACUCUGACUGCCAGGAAAUUUUGUUGAGUUCUUUUCUUCCAAAUGAACCAUCAUGGAAAGAAAUGCAGACUCUUGGUGUUGGAUUCUGGUUUACCAAUGUUGCGCAACUACGCACAAGGGUGGAGAAAUUAGCAAGAAUGCAGUAUCUGAAAAACAGAGAUCCCAAAGAUUGUGCCCUUUUAUACAUUGCAUUGAAUAGACUUCAAGUCUUGGCUGGUCUUUUCAAAAUCAGCAAAGAUGACAAAGACAAACCCUUGGUGGGGUUCCUUUCUCGCAAUUUUCAGGAGGAGAAAAAUAAAGCAGCUGCUUUAAAAAAUGCUUAUGUCUUGAUGGGAAGACAUCAGCUGGAGCUUGCUAUUGCUUUCUUUCUACUUGGAGGAGAUAAUUAUUCUGCAAUCACAGUUUGUGCAAAGAAUCUUGGAGACGAACAACUUGCACUAGUAAUUUGUCGGCUCAUUGAGGGUCGUGGUGGACCAUUGGAACAUCACUUAAUUACAAAGUUUAUACUUCCAUCUGCAGCUGAGAGAGGAGAUUACUGGCUUGCAAGCCUGCUUGAGUGGGAAUUGGGCAAUUACUAUCAAUCUUUUCUCUGCAUGCUUGGUUUCCAGAGAAGUUCUUUAACUGAAAGAUCUGCUCUUUCAUCUAAUCAUGCUGCUUUUAUGAACCCCCAUAUUGGUCUAUAUUGCCUCAAAUUAGCAAGCAACAAUUGCAUGCGAAAUGCCACAGGGGACCAAAAUGCUGCAAUUCUUAGUAGGUGGGCAACAUUUAUGGCAGCCACUGCCUUCAACAGAAGUGGGCUUCCUUUUGAAGCUUUAGAGUGCCUUUCAUCUUCCUUGGUCACUUUUGAGAGUGAGGAUCAAGAAAGGAUAUCGGAUGUUAACCAUUCUCAAAUUCUACAUGGAAUCUUGAAGCCAUCUGCCAAUGAUUCCCAUAAUUGGCUAUCGAACAAUGUGGCUUUGCAGCUGGAGUCCAGUGCUAAAUUAGAGUUGGCUCUUCAGUAUUUCUCUAAAUUGAUGGGGGAGCAUCCUAGUUGGCCUGAUGCUACCUUAGGAUCUGUUCAACCCAGUACUCGAUUCAAGGAGGGUGAAAUUUAUCAAUACGACAAAUUACUAGAAAAUUUUCAAGACAAGUUAUAUACAGGACUGUCAAAGUUUGAGCAGAAGUUUUCAGUGGCUUCUUCUUGCUUGAUUAAAAUGAUUUUGGUAUGGUUGUGCAAUAAUGGGCUGUUGUUUAUUGGAUAUGAUCUAUUACUUAACUAUAUUUCUCGAGAUCGCUUGCAAGAUGACAGUCAUCUUUUUGGCGAUUUAGUACUGUAUCCUCUUCUCUGUAAGGCGCUCCUAAAAGCUAUUAAAGAUUUUUCCCUUUUUCUUUCACGGUUUAUUGUCGCCUCUAGCAUAACAUGCCUCCAACCAAAGUCAUGUUAUAUUGAGAACGAUACAUCUGUUGAAGUUAAAUCCACAUGGUCAGAUACUCAGGGGCAUUAUUUUCAAGGUAUCAUGCCAACAUUGUGGAGUUUAAGAACUGCUAUAAGGAUCAGUUCUGGCUUCUUAUCUGAGGAUAUGACUACAAGAUUCUUUGUUAUUAUUGAUUUAUAUGAAUUUUCUGUACAUUUUGCAUCUGCUUGGCUUCGGCGAAACUCUAAAGGUCUGUUGUUGAUGGUGCAACCACUCUUGAUUGCAUUUACCGAUGGGCAUAACCCUUGUGAAGUUGAUAUGGCAAAUCUCAAGAACAUUCUUAACCACAUUGCAGAGUUGUUGGCUAGCAAUAUUUCAGUGGAUGAUGCACGAUUAGGGCUGAAUGUUACUGAAUUCAUGCCAUUCAAGUUAGAUGGAGAAACAGUGAAUUUAUUUUCAGAAGUUGAAAAAUGGCAUAUCAUAGGGGCUUGUUUGUGGCAGCAUAUGGCCAGACUAAUGAAACAUAAGCUGGAUUUGUUAUCCAUUAAUGUUGAUCAUAGUUCCUUCUCUGGAGUUUCCCAUUGCCCAGCAUCUAGUUCAAUGAAUUUUGCAUAUGAUAACAACAUGACAGAACAAAUUGCAUCGCUCUCAUUGAUAUUGGCCAAGUUACUGAAGAAUACAAUUUUACAUGUUUCAUCUUAUCAUGUAAAAGUAUUUGGAUCAUUGCUGCAGUUGAAAGUAGAGAAUGGAUUGCACAUACCGACUCUUGCAUGGCUACAAGAAUCAAAUCUGUAUCAAGCCAAAGUCAACAAUCAGGAUGCAAGUGCUGAUAUAAUAAACAGCAAAGAUGAAUUAUCAACUUUCAAUAUAUUGUGGGACACCUGUGCUGACCCUAACAUAAUAUCCAAAGGUUUUGCAGAAGAAAAAAUAAACUGGUCACAAUUUGUCCAUCAUAGAUCCUCUCAUGGCUGGAACGAGUUAUAUGAGAGCAUCAGAGAAGAGCAUAAAACCAAGGAAGUUUUGGAUCAUGAAGUUAGAUUAAGCGAUAAUCAUUCCAGUGGUGAAGUUAGAUCAAGCACCAAGGGUCUACUUAAGAAUGGGCGCUCAUUUCUAACUUCUUGGCAGAAGGAUGCAACUAUUACCAAGGAGGUGCCACAUUUCCAGAAUGCUAAAGAAAUAUACAAGAGAGAUGGAGAGCUGUUGGAGGCACUCUGUGUUAACUCCAUUAAUGAAGGGCAAGCUGCAAUUGCUAGCAAUAGAAAGGGCAUAAUUUUCUUUAGCUGGGAUGGUGGGAUACCUUUUGACGAUCAAUCAGAAUAUACCUGGUCCAAUGCUGAUUGGCCAACAAAUGGGUGGGCAGGUAUUGAAUCAAGACCAGUUCCAACAUGUGUUUCUCCUGGUGCUGGUCUUGUAAGAAAGAAAGGGGCACACCUUGGAUUGAGCAGGGAAACCCUUGGCAUGGGUUCUUUAGCAAGACCAAGGAAAGACUUAAGAGGUGGUGGAGCAUUUGGUAUUCCAGGUUAUGAGGGUACGGGUGCCUCUGGCUUGGGUUGGAAAGUUCAAGAGGAUUUUGAGGAGUUUGUUGACCCACCAGCGACAGUGGAAAAUAUAAGUACAAGGGCUUUCUCUAGUCACCCCUCAAGACCCUUCUUCUUGGUUGGUUCCAGCAACACACACAUAUACUUAUGGGAGUUUGGUAAGGACAAAGCCACUGCAACUUAUGGUGUGCUCCCUGCUGCAAAUGUUCCUCCACCGUAUGCUCUUGCAUCAAUAUCUGCUUUGCAGUUUGACCACUGUGGACACAGGUUUGCUACAGCUGCAUUGGAUGGUACUGUAUCCACAUGGCAGCUGGAGGUUGGAGGAAGGAGCAACAUCCGCCCAACAGAAUCAUCUCUCUGCUUUAGUGGUCAUGCAUUGGAUGUCACAUAUGUUACUUCAAGUGGAUCAGUUGUUGCUGCAGCUGGACAUAGCUCCAAUGGCGUUAAUGUAGUUGUCUGGGACACAUUGGCUCCACCCACGACCUCGCGAGCUUCAAUUACUUGUCAUGAAGGUGGUGCCCGCUCCAUUUCUGUGUUUGAUAAUGACAUUGGAAGUGGUUCCAUAUCUCCCCUUAUUGUAACUGGUGGUAAAGGUGGUGAUGUUGGACUUCAUGACUUCCGGUACAUAGCAACAGGAAAGACUAAAAGGAAUAAGCAUUUUGAUAAUGGUGAUGGAAGUAACAAUAUGCCUUCUAAUGCUGAAAUGCAAGCAGGAGUUGGUAACAAAGUUGGUGAUCAGAAUCAGAAUGGGAUGCUUUGGUAUAUACCCAAGGCUCACUUAGGAAGCGUCACCAAGAUAUGCACCAUACCUAAUACCAGCUUAUUCUUAACUGGAAGCAAGGAUGGAGAUGUUAAACUCUGGGAUGCCAAAGUAGCCAAGCUGGUUUACCAAUGGCCCAAAUUGCACGAAAGGCGCACCUUUUUGCAACCAAGCACGCGAGGUUUUGGCGGAGUUGUCAGGGCUGCAGUAACAGAUAUUCAAGUUGUUUCUCAUGGUUUUCUUUCUUGUGGUGGGGAUGGCUCUGUAAAGUUGGUUCAGCUCAAAGAUUACCCGCAUGAGAAAUUGUAGUUUCCUAUGAAAUUCAAAGACAUCUUCAAAUCUAUGAAUCAAAUUCAGAGAUGGCUCUUUGCCGGAGCUUGGUGCUUUUUUCCCAGCUCUGACAUUGUUGUCUAAAUCACCAAUAUACCAAAAUCUAUGGAAGACAAUUAAAACUUGAUGAAUUUGCAUUGAACAGAAAAUUCAGGUCUUAUCAGUUGAUCCUUGAUCAAGAAUUAUUCGCUCUCAUGAAGUGCGAGUAGGUUCAGAACACUGCGGUAUUCCAUCCGCAGCAACCUCUUUCUUUAUUCACCGAGUGUUCUAUUGAAUUCAUAACAAGUCCCGCGUUUCUGAAUGGGAUGAAAAGGGAAAGAUUGACGUCAGCUGUCUUUCAUGUGCGUACAGAUUUUCGUCAUGCUUCAUUUUCUGUAGUCGUCAGCAUUGUAUCAUAUUUUGAGGUGGUUAUUGUAUUUCCCAUGAUGUUAAAUUGUCUAUUUUAUUCUAUUGUUCUUAGUGUAUAUUUUCCUCCCCUUGAUUAUUUUCAAUGUACAUUUGUGUAUUUUUCCUGUUGAAAGGUAGUCGAUGUAAAUUACUAAACUCAGCAUUUUUUUUAGGGUAAUGACUUUGCAGAGUUACAAAGUAAAAUGAAGACUUUUAUUUCAAAA